CUUCUCCUCCCCUUCCAUUCUACUCACUACUACUUCCAUCUUAAGCUUUUGAAACUUUUCUCUUCAAUCAAUCCCUCUUUCCCCAUUUUACCCCUCAAAUCUCAUCUUUAAUUUGACCUCUCCCUCCAUAAAUGGACUGUGCAUAUAUAUAUAUAGCAGAUCAGAGCUAUUACAUUAUAUUGUACCAGAAACAUUAAUCUUUUGUAACAUAUAUAUAUAGUUUUUGUCGAAUAGAAUAGAAUGUUUAUUUUUUCUAGGAGAAUACUUGGAAGAGUUGGCCGGAAAAAGAAGGUUCUGAGGAUAGGUUCUAGAAGGGAAAUGAUGACGCCAGCUCAUUUUCUGUGUCCGAUUUCUCUGGACUUGAUGAAAGAUCCGGUCACAUUGUCCACCGGAAUCUCGUACGAUCGAGAGAAUAUCGAGAAGUGGUUGGGCGAAGGGAACCGGACAUGUCCGGUGACGAAUCAAGAGGUGACGUCAUAUGAGCUCAUACCGAACCAUGCUAUAAGAAGGAUGAUUCAAGAGUGGUGCGUGGACAAUAGGUCCCACGGAAUUGAGAGGAUUCCGACGCCGAGGAUUCCGGUGAGCAGUUAUGAGGUGUCGGAGAUGUGCGGGCGGUUGGAGGCGGCGACGGGGCGUGGGGACCACCGGGAGUGCGUGGAGUUGGUGGGGAGGAUGAAGGGUUUGGCGAAGGAGAGCGAAAGGGAUAAGAAAUGUAUAGCGGAUAGCGGGUCGGGUCGGGUCUUGGCGGCGUGUUUCCGGGCGUUUUCGGAGAGGUACGAGGUUGAGGAUUUGUUGAAGGAAGUGUUGUCGGGGUUGAAGUGGAUGUUUCCGUUGGGGGAAGAGAGCAAGUCAAUGCUGGGAUCUGAGCCGUCGUUACGUUGCAUGGCGUGGAUUUUGAAGGGUCAGGAUUCAUCCGCGAAAAGGAACGUAGUUUUAGUUCUCAAAAAGCUGCUGUCUUUGGAUCACACCUACGCUAACGUCCUAGCCCAGGUUGACGAGGAUGUCCCUCGGGUUCUAUUCGAGAUGGUGAAAUCCCCAAAUUGCCCCUCCGCCAGGAAGGCUCCACUGGAAGUCCUGUACCGAAUACUGACAUCAUCUUCAGAAGCCAAGGGCAAAUUGGUAAAAAUGGGGUUACCAUCUUUGGUUCUCGAAAUUCUCGUGGAUGCAGAGAAGGGAGUUGCAGAGAAAGCAUUGGCAGUUAUUGAUGGCAUCUGUGACAGUCAAGAAGGGAAGGGCAGCAUUUGCAGCCACCCAUUGGCUAUGGCGUUGUUAGUGAAGAAGAUUAUGAGGAUUUCUGAGAUGGGCACAGAGCUUUGCGUGUCAAUUAUGUGGAAGCUUCUGUGCAAAGGUGAUGAAGAUGAAAAUCAAGUGAUUGAAGCAUUGGAACUUGGAGCUUUCCAGAAACUUCUGGUUGUUCUUCAAGUUGGGUGUGGGGAAAAUACAAAGGAAAGGGCUACUGAGUUGCUGAAAUUGAUGAAUCUUUACCAGGAUAGGGUGCAAUGCUUGCACAAUUCAUCAGGCUUCAAGUAUCUCAAAAAAUCAUAUUAAUUAACCGUUCUGUCGGAUAGAAGCCCGUGGAAUUUGAGAUUCAACUUUUCGGAAAAAUCGCAACAAAACAAACAAAAACCCUUCCAUACCAUAUUCUUUUGUAUUUAGAUUAGGCCGGGGAUGUAUUACUUUUGUAUAUAGAUACCAUUAUUAUUAUUAUUAUUA
Ipomoea triloba (trilobed morning glory) is the source of this 1713-nucleotide messenger RNA. Its product is annotated as U-box domain-containing protein 21-like. The transcript has a single exon. NCBI's taxonomy places the organism in Eukaryota, Viridiplantae, Streptophyta, Magnoliopsida, Solanales, Convolvulaceae. Gene Ontology annotation, molecular function: ubiquitin protein ligase activity. Gene Ontology annotation, biological process: protein ubiquitination. The coding region runs from base 241 to 1548 and encodes 435 amino acids. The record is from RefSeq and is a predicted model, not a curated record.